AUGAGUGUCGCAUUCGAGCCUCGGAGUUUCAUACAUGAUGGGGGAUACCCUCCCAUCGGUGACGACCACGACCAUGAUCACACUGCCGAUCAACGAUUUACAGACAACGAUGUCGCCGAGCAGCUCAGCCAAUACACAACCGAGGCGUCAAUGCUUCCAGACUCCACAGGCGUUCUCGGAGACGACCGAGGGAUGAUGCCAGACGAUGCUGCUGCUGUACACGAUGCGACUCAACUUGACUUGGGGCACCCCACAUUCCCCUCCCCCAUCGAGGUUACUAUCCACGACGGUCUUCCUGAAGACAAAGACCUUUCGCCCAGUAUCGACUCGCCUCCUCCCCCUCGUGUGAGACCUAUCGCCAAGCCGGAGAGAGAAGCUGUCAAGGGUGCAGAUGGCAAGUUUCAUUGUACGCAGGAAGAUUGCCAAGAAGAGAUUAGAUUGUUUUCGCGGAAGUGCGAAUGGAACAAGCACAUGGACAAGCACGAACGACCCUACCGAUGCCCCGCCGUAGGAUGUGAGAACCUCCCUGGUUUCACCUAUUCGGGUGGUCUACUCCGACACGAGCGCGAGGUUCACAACAAACACGGAGGGCCGAAGAAGACAGUCAACUGUCCUCAUCCGAAUUGCAAGCGACACACAGGGAAGGGGUUUUCAAGAAUGGAAAACUUGAACGAGCAUCUUCGACGUGUUCACACCAACCCCGACGGAGCUGGAACUACUCCUCCUCCCGAUAUGGUCUUGUCCGACGAGAACGACAGCGAGCAGACAGGUGUGAAGCGCAAGCGCCGUGCAAGCGAUACAGCUACCACGGAGAUUAUCGAACUUAAAGAGGAGGUUAAGAGGCUGCGUGAAGAGAACGACAGACUCAAGGCCGAUAUGCAACAGCAGUCGCAGAACUCUUUGUCCAUGAUGGCUCAGAUCGCUGAGUUGCAGGACACUCUACGAGACAGCCUUACACACCAUGGUUUGGGAGCUCCCACCGCGCAGAUGAUUUAG
Molecule: messenger RNA, 996 nt
Organism: Fusarium venenatum
Lineage: Eukaryota; Fungi; Ascomycota; Sordariomycetes; Hypocreales; Nectriaceae
Biological process (GO): regulation of transcription by RNA polymerase II
Cellular component (GO): nucleus
Source: RefSeq, a predicted model, not a curated record